AUGACAACGGAGGAAGAGAGCCAGGCGGGCGCUGCGCAGGGGGGGAGUCAGCAGCUAGAAAAAGAUGAGCCAACCAUCGAGGGCACAGGCAAAGCUGAAGCGAAGAAUGAAGACGUGCAGAAAAGGUUCGAAGCCCUAAACAACACCAUCGAAAAUAUGAACAUCCACUUUAACACGAUUCUGAAGGACAAUGAGGAGAAAUACAUUUUGGCAUUCAACACGUAUAUGUAUGACGUACAGAAAGAAAUCCGCGUUUUAAAAAAAAUUGUCAAGGAGGAAAAAAUAAGGGAGUUGAAGGAGGAACGGGUGAAGAAGCUGCAAAAGGAGCUGAAGUGGUACAUAAAUGAGUGCCUACGGUUGGACAACGUUUCCCAGUUCUUGAAAAAGGAGGCGGAGAAGUGGAAGAGGAACAGCGAGCUGAUGAAGAAUCAUAUGCUCUUUCUGGAGAAGAAGCUCGCCAAGAUGUAUGACAAGGUGAUUCUGAAGGAGGAGACGGGGGUGGGAGCGGGGGUAGGAGCCGAAACGGGAACACAAGCCAAAGAAGGGCCCUUUUACAGAAAGGAGGGCAGCGCACAGAAGAGAAAUGCCGCACCAAGGAAAGCGCAGAAAAGAGAACAAUACGGUGGGGGAGCGCAAUGUGGCGGACAGAGCGAGGGCGGCAACGCCGAGUGCACACCGAAGAAUAAAGCGAAGAUGGAGGAGAACAACGCCAAAGAGUUGCAGCACAAGGUAGCCAAUUUAGAAAAGAAACUGAAGAAGCAAAUAAACAUAAAUUGCAGUUUACAAGAAAAACUUACAAAGCAUUACAUCGAAAAGUCGCAGUACGAAAAAUUGUUUAUGGAAUGUGCGCAACAGGUUAAAAAGGACCUAGCGAAAUUAGCCAUGAGCAAUGACAAGGAGAAGUACGUAGAAGAAAAUUUCACGUCAUUAAUGAAUGAGGCGGAACUGAGUUACUUUACCAAGGAGGAAAAGAAGAAGUUACUCGUGUCCUUUUUCUCCUCCAACGAUUUGAUCCAGUUUGUGAAGAAAAACGUUUUCUGUAAGGAGAGGGCGUCCUUCGAUUUGCAGUCCAAAAAUAGCUACCCCAGUACAGCCGUCAAGUACCAGAAACGGUCUGACAUUUCGCCCUUCAUUUUGUGA
Messenger RNA from Plasmodium vivax (malaria parasite P. vivax), 1140 nucleotides. RefSeq lists its product as hypothetical. The transcript has a single exon. Lineage: Eukaryota; Apicomplexa; Aconoidasida; Haemosporida; Plasmodiidae. The record is from RefSeq and is a predicted model, not a curated record. The coding region runs from base 1 to 1140 and encodes 379 amino acids.